This is a messenger RNA of Trichogramma pretiosum, 3795 nucleotides long. Its product is annotated as serine/threonine-protein kinase 32A. Gene Ontology annotation, biological process: G protein-coupled receptor signaling pathway; protein phosphorylation; regulation of signal transduction. The transcript is spliced from 9 exons. Gene Ontology annotation, molecular function: G protein-coupled receptor binding; G protein-coupled receptor kinase activity; ATP binding. The record is from RefSeq and is a predicted model, not a curated record. Bases 803 to 2449 code for a protein of 548 amino acids. NCBI's taxonomy places the organism in Eukaryota, Metazoa, Arthropoda, Insecta, Hymenoptera, Trichogrammatidae.
CUCGGCCGCUCCCGACUAUUGUAUAUCUAACGCUGCAAGCUCCACCGCUGUGACCCCCCUACCUUCUGCUGACUCGUGUGUUUACGUUCGCUCGUGCAGACAGAGAGAGAGAGAGAGAGAGACCAGCUGCGCGCCUCCGUAUAUCCAAAGCAUGGCCUAUCGUCGCAAGCUCCGCGACAGGUUGCUGUCGCGAGCUCGGCUCGGAUCUUAUCGCUCGCUGCAGCAGCAGCGCAAAGACUGCGGAAUCGAUAACACAACCACGAGUCGAUCGCAUCAAUAAAUAAUUUAAAAGCUCGCGUUUGUGCGCGUGUGUCCGAAGCAACACCUGUGCGAUAUCGAUAUGCAUCGACGGAACGAAAUGUGUCGCGAAUAAGUGCGGACGUUGCAUUAUUAUUUACACGUAGUAGCUGCAUUACACAACUCGAGUCUCGAGCGCGUUGAAAAAAAAAGUCGGAGCAUGACAAUCGAUCCGAGCACGCCGAGGCAGUGUUCUCUAGAGCAGAUCUCCUGCUGCAGCAGUGCGAGCAGAUAUGCCGAGCUGCUACCAACGUCGUCGGCCAGAAGCUUCCAUACGCCGGAGGGAUAAGUCGAGUCUCGCAGUGCUGGACGGGUUAUGCUACUACUACUACUACCACUGCGUAGCGCAGGUGCGUCAGCAGCAACGGCUCGACGCAGCAGCAGCAGCAGCAGCAGCCGACGGCGUAGCGGGCGAGAUUAAAGCCACGAGGUCCGACACGAAUUACAGGCAACUCGAACGUAUAUCUUCGUAGCGAGGCACCGAGUGCAAGAGAGCUUUUGAAAAAUGGGCGCCAACCAGUCGUCCUCGAGGAGUUUACCCACACCCGGCGAAGAGGUGAACUUCGAUCACUUUCAAAUACUGCGCGCCAUCGGCAAGGGCAGCUUUGGAAAGGUGUGCAUAGUGCAGAAGCGCGACGCGAGAGGCAACAUGUACGCGAUGAAGUACGUGAGGAAGGGCGAGUGCGCCGAGCGCGGCGCCCUCAAGAACGUCGCGCGAGAAGUCGAGAUCCUUUCUCGCUUGGAGCAUCCUUGCCUCGUCAAUUUGUGGUUCAGCUUUCAAGACGAAGAGGACUUGUUUAUGGUAUCGGAUCUGCUGCUCGGCGGCGAUCUGAGGUACCACUUGCAGCAAGACGUGCAAUUCAGCGAGGAGAGCGUGACGCUUUUCAUCGCCGAGGUCGCCCUGGCUCUCGAUUACCUGCAAAAGAACCGCAUCGUGCAUCGGGACAUCAAGCCGGACAAUAUUCUGCUCGACGAGGAAGGUCAUGCACACGUGACGGACUUCAACAUCGCAUCGACGUUGGAAAAGGACCAGCUCGCAACCUCGUUGUCGGGCACUAAACCAUACAUGGCCCCGGAGAUCUACAAGUGCUCAUGCGAGGAGUUCGGCGUGUUGGGUUACGGCUUCGCCGUCGACUGGUGGAGCCUCGGAGUGCUGGCCUGGGAGACUCUGGCGGGCUCGAGGCCCUUCGCCGUGCACGCCUCGACGUCGUAUCGCGAGGCCCUCCAGCUGCUGGCCAAUCGUCCCGAGCCGCCGAGUCGCUGGUCCCAGGGCAUACGCGACGUGAUCGAGCGCCUCCUCGCGAUCGAGCCGCUGGAGCGCUGCUCGACCCUCAAGGAGCUCAAGCAGCUCGGGCCCAUGGUCAACAUGGACUUCGAGGCGGUGCUCAAGAAGCGAAUCAAGCCGGCCUUCACGCCGCCCAAGGACCAUCUGAACUGCGACCCGACCUUCGAGCUCGAGGAGAUGAUCGUCGAGACCAAGCCCCUGCACAAGAAGAAGAAGCGCCUGGCCAAGCAGAGAUCGCUGAUCCGUGCCGAGUCGCUCGCGGACGAGCACACGAUGCAGCAUCACGCGCAACAGCAGCAGCACAAUCAGCAUCAGCAGCAACACAAUCAACAGAGCCAACAGCAGCAGCAGCAGCAGCAGCAGCAAUGCAGCCAAAUACCGAUAGGACAGCUGAGCGAGCAGGCAUCGAUCGAGCUGCAGCUGCAGCAGCGGCUGGCCUUCAUACCGGAGUAUCGCGUUUACAAUCGGGAGCGCGAGCUCGAGCGCCAGGAGCGCGAGCGCAAAGAGCGCCAGUGGGAGGAGGAGCUCAAUACUGCCAUGAAUCGUCCCGAACCCUCUGCCGCCGCUGCCGCUGCACACAGGUCGUUCGAGCCGGAGCAGCAGUCCGCGGAGCAGAGCAGCGAGCAGCAGCAGCAGCCGACGGACGGCCGAUUGAACGUGUCGAAGGCGAGCGUGCGGGCGCGCAUAAGCGGCUCUCCGCAUCGGAGCGUCGUCGCUGCUAAUUGUCCGCCGCAGCCGCCUCCUGCGUCGGCUAGCGCCAAUCCUUCAACGGCAACGACAACAGCAGCAGCAGCAGCUUCGACGCUUCGGCCCGAGGAGAAGCUCGACUUCAUCGACGCGAGCCCCGAGGCGUCGGCGAGCUCUUAGGGCACGCCGAUAGCCGCUCGCUGCGGCCGCAUCGUCGCUUGUCUGCCGCCCCUGCGUCAGUUGUGCCCUUACCGGGGGCCACCGCCGCCGAGCUGAUCUGCUGGUGCGCUGCUGGUCGAGGCUGAUGAUAAUGCGUCGCAUAACUGUGCGGGCCCGAAAAUGGCACAAGCUUUUUCCUGCGCACCUAUUGACACAUGUAUAGCUGCGCGCGCGAAAUCAGAGACACCCGGAGAGCUUUCUGCGAAUAAAAAGGAUUAUUUCCGCGAGCUCGGGAAAUUUUCUGCAUAUAGUGAGAUUUUUCUAUACAAAAACAAAAUAUUAUAAUUAAGAUAUGUUAUAAUUCUAUCAAAGACCAAAGAAAAGAUUUGAAACACUGCACAUUUUAUAUGGUUAACGAAACAACAACAACAAAUCAAUUAUGUAUGUAUAAAUAUUACUCGUGAGUAGCCCAUGACGAAUGUACUAUUACAACUAUCUAGAAACUUUUGCUUGCCGAACACUCUAUUUAUACGUGGACCAAGAGCAAUGUGUUUGAUAUUCAUGAAUAUGAUCGAUUGUUUCGCGAAUGGGAAAUAUGCAAUAAGUACACGGUGACAACACACGGAGCUGUAUCAAAACCAAAAAAGUUUUUUUACGUAAGCGAAUCAAAAAAAAAAAACCAAAAAAAAAAAAAAUAGAAAGAGAGAGAAAUAUAUCGUGUAUGAAUACCAGAGGAUUUGAAAGUUUUGUAGAUAACGCGCCCAGUGUUUGCGGGAAACUCCAUGGACUAAUAAAGUUGAAACUUUUAUAGUAUAUAUAGAUUACUAUUAUCCCCAAAUUCGUAUUAUAUUACAUGAAAUAUAUGGCUGGCUUCCUGAACUUUUUUUUUCGUAUAAUUAGAACGUAAUACUGGACAUUAAUCCUACUAGUGGCUCGAGCAUAUAAUUGUUUGAAUUUUCACUCAACUUCUCCAUGAGAUUUAUGAGAGCAUUCUUCCUAAUUGUAGGUACCUAUUAUAUUGUUCGUUGAAUUUUAAACAACAAAAUACAAUCGACUCUAAGCCAGAUAUAAUUGUUGAAUAAAAUCGACUUCGGUUGUUUAUGUAUAAUUUUCACCAAAUCAAAUACUUACCUCUUUAAAAUAAUCAAAACAGGAAUUGCAUUUGUUACUUUUAUAUAGUUUAUGUCACUCGACUGCGCGCGAGAAGCUUCGGAAUUUCUAAAAUUGAAUUGAAGAAAAAAAGAAAGAAGAUAUUUCUAUACAGAUAUAUUCUAUAAAUAUAGUACUAUAUAAGACCUUGUAAGCACUAAAAUAAAAAAAAAGGUGACUAUCUUCGUAGAGGAUUUGAAUCGUACUUACUAUCAAAU